Drosophila willistoni is the source of this 2849-nucleotide messenger RNA. It is a transcript of the gene pasha, whose product is annotated as microprocessor complex subunit DGCR8. The record is from RefSeq and is a predicted model, not a curated record. NCBI's taxonomy places the organism in Eukaryota, Metazoa, Arthropoda, Insecta, Diptera, Drosophilidae. Bases 467 to 2416 code for a protein of 649 amino acids. Gene Ontology annotation, molecular function: double-stranded RNA binding; primary miRNA binding; heme binding. Gene Ontology annotation, biological process: primary miRNA processing. The transcript is spliced from 5 exons. Gene Ontology annotation, cellular component: microprocessor complex.
UUGUUCAACAGCUGUUUGGCUGUAAGUGUAUAUUGAUUUAGUUUGCAUUUAAUUAGAAAUUUACCAACUUACUAACUAAUUUAAAUAAAUAACGGGUUGUGUAUCCUUAUGCGGCUCCUUUUGCUUUGGUGUUUUGUCCUGCCCUUGUCUGCAACAGCAACGGAAUAGAAUCCAUAGCAAAAGACAAGCUGCUCGUGUUUUCGUUGUUUGCAAAAUUUUCGGUGCAAUUAACGUGUUCGAAACGAAAGAAAAGACAACCUAGUGUAUCAUUUUAAACGGCUCUUCAUUAAGGCUAGCGUUUUUUCAUGUUGUUAAAGUUGCUUCUAGCUUAAUCAAUGCGACACUUCCAAUGAGGAAUCCAUUCGAAAUCGUUGGAUGAUAUCAGUAUUGGUUAUUGGCGAGAAGCAUCUAAAAGCAGCUUUAAGUUAACAAACAAUUAGAUUGUUAAGCAUUAUAAGUUAAGACAAUGGCCGAGAAAAUGGGUGAAGAGCUUAGAGCAGUUGAAGAGGAACUAUCGCUAAUUGCCCCAGUGGCGGCCAAGCGGCCCCGCCUGGAGGACGAUGAGCAGGCAUUGAAAGUAGCCGGCUUCUCGUUAAGUGCCAUUGAAGAAAUGCGUCACACACGCGAUGUGGAGCUACAGAAUGAGCCAAUGGAUCAGCAAUUGCGUCAAUUUCAAGUGCUUGACGAGGUUGGCUUUGGCAGUGAGGAUGACGAUUCAGAUGAGGCCAGCGAAAAACAGAAUGGCGAUACUUAUGCCGAUGAUGAAGACGGUGCCGAUGGCGAUGACUAUGAUUCAUCUGAAUUCGAUGAUGACGAAAUUGAGAAUCUAUUGGAUGAGAAAUUGCCCGAGGAUUUGCGUGAGUCUAAGCGUCCCAAAUAUGAGCAGCGUUUCAAAACUGUUUUAGAGGAGAAACGACACAAUCAUUUUGAGGUCUUGCCCGAAGGUUGGGUCCAAGUCACACAUAACAGUGGGAUGCCACUAUUCCUACAUCGCAAGACACGGGUCUGCUGUGCGGCUCGUCCAUAUUUUCUGGGCACUGGUAGUGCCCGCAAACAUGCUGUGCCCUUGGGUGCCAUACCCUGUCUCAAUUAUCGUCGGGCAUUGGAUGAGGAAGCGGAAACCGAACAGCAGAGCAAAGAAACUGCCAUCCAAACUCCAGCAGUAGGUGUUUGCCCUAUGGCUGCUUCUGCUGGUGCUACCACUGCUGAUACUUCCAUUGCUGCUGAGCCCAUGGAGGUGGAGGCUAGAGAGAAUAAUACUGAUUCGACGGCCCCUGCCUUGCCAGCCUUAAUGCCUGCUGCCAAAAUUGUCACAGUCAAUGAGAAUACCCAAAAGGAAUCGGUGACUCCCGAUCAACUUAAUUCGUAUUGCCAAAAACUAUUCAAAUUCAAAGAGAUUCGCGUUCUCCGUUUUCGCAGUUGGAAUGCACGCCGUAAAUUCACGAAGAACCGCAAACACAUUAAGAAUAUACAAAGGCCAACGCUGCCGGAUGGCACUAAAUUAAUUAAAUUUCCCAUACUGGCUGCUUGUGGUGAGGGAGCAACCAAUCCGCGUGGACGCAAGGAAUGGAUUAUGAAUCCGAAUGGUAAAAGUUUUGUCUGCAUUCUGCAUGAAUAUGUCCAGCAUGCCCUCAAGACACAGCCAACCUAUGAGUUUAAGGAACUGCAGAAUGCAGCCACUCCAUACUCGGCCACAGUGUCGGUUAACAAUUUGAAAUAUGGCACUGGCUAUGGCACGAGCAAAAAGCAGGCCAAAUCUGAGGCGGCUCGCGAAACACUAGAGGUACUCAUACCGGAUGUUAAAGAUAAGAUAACGGGCAACAACAAGGAUCAAAAGAGUGGUACUGCUAAGAAAGCACAAAGCGAUUUAUCUGUUUUCGAUGACAUUCGCAUUGAUGAUCCACGCGUUACCGAGUUCUGCAAUAAGACCACAGAACCUGCACCCAAUGCCAUUCUAUUGACGUGCCUGCAACGAAAUUAUGGAAGCGAUGUGCAAAUUAGCCAAGAGAUCAAUCGCACGGCCAACAACAAGAAUGAAUUCUCAAUGACUGUGGGCAAGCAUACGGCCAAAGUGGUUUGCAAGAAUAAACGAGAGGGCAAGCAAUUAGCUUCGCAAGCCAUUUUACAGAAAUUGCAUCCGCAUAUACAAACUUGGGGCUCAUUGUUGCGCCUCUAUGGCAAUAAUUCGAUCAAAACAUUCAAGGAGAAGAAACUAGAAGAGCAGGAGAUUACCGUGCUGCAAAGUAAGGCAGCUGUAAAUCAACCAAAUUAUGCCAUAUUGGAUAAACUUAAAACGGAGAUGUUAAAGCUAUCGGCCAAACAUGAAAGUGUCCACACAAUGGGUACCUUUGUGCCACCCAAUGAUGUGGAUUUGCCAACAUCGUCGGGCUCAAAUUUAAAUAAUGUUGAGUUAUAGUUAUUAAUGGAAAAUAUUCCAACAAACGGUUAAUGAAAAUUUCAAAUCUUGCAUGGCUCAACAACAAGAAGAACGAAUAGCCAAUUCCUCUUAAUCAAAUCUCAUGUGAUGCUGCUAUAUGCUAUAUAUUUAUGACACAACGACAUGGUUCUCUAAAAGGGCAAGCACAUGGACAAUUACGAAAACGAAAACUAUGAAUAAUUAGUAGCAUGUUAGAACAAGUUACCCCAUACCCGCUAUUCACAAAAUCUAUUUGCUUUAUUGAGAGAUCCGGACUGCAUAGAGCUACAAAAUACACUUACCUAGGGGAGAUAAGAUCACUCUCCAAAACGAAACUGUCUCAUCUUAAGUAUACAAAUGAAAGUAAUUAUUGUAGUCCAGAUUUUGCAUUUUAUAAAUAAAAUAUGAUAUUUUCCUUUUUUUCCCCCAUUAA